This is a messenger RNA of Eremothecium gossypii ATCC 10895, 411 nucleotides long. It is a transcript of the gene MTC3, whose product is annotated as Mtc3p. NCBI's taxonomy places the organism in Eukaryota, Fungi, Ascomycota, Saccharomycetes, Saccharomycetales, Saccharomycetaceae. The coding region runs from base 1 to 411 and encodes 136 amino acids. Gene Ontology annotation, biological process: mitochondrial electron transport, cytochrome c to oxygen. The record is from RefSeq and is marked provisional. The transcript has a single exon.
AUGUUGGCUGCCAUCCGACGGCCUCUGGCCACUAGGCAACUGCUGCUGAGACAUGCCAGUACAGAGGCAUAUACGCCACCAGAAUACCGGGAUUUAAAUGCACAAACCUGGGCCAAAUUGUCCGAGCCAGUGCGCGAAGAGCUGAUAGAGUAUUUCGCCUGGCGUAUGGAAGACCGCUGGCACACGAUAUCGCGGGAUGAAGCUCGUGCCGCUUACUUCAUCGGAUACGGGACAUGGGGCCCACGUGCUGCGAAGGGCAAUCCAACGCAACAACCUCCCGCGGGGGAGCUUGUGGGUAGGGCUAUAUUCUCGUUGGUGCUCUUCUCCGCGCUAGGUGUAGCAGCAUUCAAUCACGUGACCGACAAGCGCGUCCACGCGGCACUCGCGAGGCUCGAGGUGUCCGAUGUAUAA